CGCGUCAAGAACUUACUUACCUACAACUAAGUGUGGAAGAAGUAAAGACCUUUCGGAGGGGCGUGCGCGUACUCGUGUUACUUUAUGCAUAUAUUAGUCUAUAUGUACACAUAUAUAACCGGCGUGGAAGUAGCUCAGUUAAAAUAAAAAAGAUAUACACAUAUAUAUCUUACUUGUGUUUAUUUUAUUUUAGUUUUUAAUUUUAGUUCGUUUUUUUUUUUUUGUUAAAUAAUAAAAAAAUCAAGAAAUACUUGUGUCCGUUGUCAAUCGCUGUUGUUGUUAUCCGUAAUGUUGUAACGCGCGUUAAGUGUGGUAUAAUUUUUUUGUAUUGCUUUUAUUUUUGUUCUACUUUAAACAUCUAUCCCUGCUGACUGAAUACACUUGGCCGUGGGCUAAUUGUUCAAAAAUAUCAAAUCGAGCCCUCGUGCACUGCAUAAGGGAAAUACUUAUUUUUCACCAACCAACGCAAUUUUGAUCGCCCCUACAAAUUUACGAUUACGCGUUUUCUCAACAACAACCAUAAGAAGAAUUGCAACUGCAAAAAAAAAACACACAGCAAAAAGGAGCACGGAAAAAAGUAAGAGUGCAAAAAAAGCUUAUUUAUUUGCCGAAACAGCAUUUGUACUAUACUAUACAUACACACACACACAUACAAACAAUACAUUACAAGCGCUCGCUCAAACUACACCAUCAAAAGCUGCUGCAUAUCCAGCCUUGUGCCAGCCAACGACGACAGCAGUGCUGAGAGCUAGUACUAGUAAAAAAUUGUCACUGCCAAUUGAAUUCGACACAAACGCGAGCGCCGCAAUGCUGAAUUUGUUUUCAACGGUGGUACUAAACAUUUUGCGCGCCUUCUGGCUGCGGCUGGCGAUCAUCUUUGGCAAAUCCCACAAAUACCAGCUGGACGGCCCAGCACAGUGUUCAGUGCCACAGUCGCAAAUGAUCUCGAUCGCAGCAGCUAUGCCAACAGGAACGCAACCGCCACCACAUCUCCCACCGUGCAUGGGGGCCUGGCCGCAAAAGCUGAAAGAUGAGAAAGCAGCAGUGCGGAAGUUGCCAAGGCCGAAAGGAUUACCUUUAAUAGGCACGUUCAGGGAUCUAAUGGCAGCCGGCGGUGCGCAACAGCUACACAAAUACAUUCAUCAACGUCAUGAAGAGCUUGGUCCAAUAUUUUUCGAACGCCUCGGCGGCGUACAGGAUGCCAUAUUUGUUUCAUCAGCAAGUCAAAUGCGAGCGGUGUUUCAAUACGAGGGCCAAUAUCCACGGCAUCCAUUGCCAGAGUCUUGGAUCGUAUACAACAAACAGCACAAUUGUCAACGGGGAUUAUUCUUCAUGGACGGCGCCGAAUGGCUACACAAUAGACGCAUACUAAAUCGUUUUCUAUUGGGAGGCACCAUGAAGUGGAUGGAUGUGCACAUCGAGGCGUGCACGAUGCGUUUGGUAAAUUUGUGGAAGGCGCAGGCUACCCAAAACAGAUACACCGAACUCAUGGAGCUGGAACAGCAACUUUACAACUGGGCUAUUGAUGUUGUUUGUACUAUAAUGUUUGGCGUUUCCGCUGCCGAAGACGAGCGUAUGGCUGCGACGAUGGACGAGUUUUCGCGCAUCGUACACAGAAUCUUCGACACUAGCUCAGCGCUCAUGACUUUUCCACCGCAGUUGGCUAGGCGUUUGAAUAUGCGCAUUUGGCGUGAUUUUAAGGCGAGCGUAGAGGCGGUACUGCAGCAAGGUAACAGUUUGAUCGACCAGUUUAUAGAGCUGCCAGCGCCGACAGCGAAGAAGUUUUGUAAGAAAGUUGGCGCCGACUGUCAUGAUUGUGGGGGUGAUGCACUCUUUCAGAAACUCAAAUUAGCCGGCAUGUCGUUGGAUACGAUCAAGCGUAUAUUUGUGGAUUUGGUGAUCGCUGCUGGUGAUACGACAGCCUACACUACAGAAUGGGCAUUUUAUCUACUCACCCAAAAUCCAGAAAUGCAAGAGCGCUUGGCCAAGGAAAUGGCUACCAAUGAUGGGCGUGGCAAUAUGCUGGUACAUGGUCUAAUUAAGGAGGCAAUGCGUUUGUAUCCGAUUGCACCAUUUAUUGGGCGCUACAUGGCUACCGAGGCGAACAUUGGCGGCUAUCAAAUCGAGAAAAAUAGCCUGGUGCUACUCUCCCUGUACACUGCCGGCCGCGAACCUACGCAUUUCCAAGAUCCAGAGACGGCGAAGCCGGAACGCUGGCAACGCAAUGAGGAAACCGGAGAAUUGCAAGAGGUGUUGCAAGCGCAUGGCUCAUUGCCAUUUGCCAUUGGCAAUCGUUCGUGUAUCGGACGCAGAAUGGCCAUGAAACAAAUGCAUUGCCUGUUAGCGAUGGUUAUAAGUAACUUCCAAUUGCAAUGCAAUAAUACCAAACCGAUUGACUGCAAACUGCGACUGGUAACAGUGCCCGAUGAGCCGUUAAGAUUGGCAAUAAAAUCUCGUGACAUCGCAUAG
Molecule: messenger RNA, 2469 nt
Organism: Anastrepha obliqua
Lineage: Eukaryota; Metazoa; Arthropoda; Insecta; Diptera; Tephritidae
Gene: sad
Product: cytochrome P450 315a1, mitochondrial
Exons: 7
Coding region: 808-2469 (553 amino acids)
Molecular function (GO): monooxygenase activity; iron ion binding; heme binding
Source: RefSeq, a predicted model, not a curated record